UCAGCGUGUGAAAACGCAUUGGAAAGGAAGCUCGAUAUUCGACAUCCGACUACUCUUCGGUACGUUGCUAACAUGAAUCUUGGGCUGCCGUUUAGCUCUGGCUCUAACGCAUUAUCCCAGGUACCCCUGAGACUGACAGUGAUAAAAGAAGAGGAAUAUGGACCUAUGAGUACAUGCCAAGAUGACGAGGGAAGGCUCAUUUCAGAUCUUCACUGUAAAACUGAAACGGACUUCACAGAGUCACUUAGCACCAGUAACAGUGAAUUACUGCAGACGACAGUUGAAGUGAAGAAAGAAGAGGAUGAGCAAGAACUCCAAGACUGUGAUUCUCCUCAGGAAACCUCUCGUGUCUUCAGAUCUCCCUCAGGAACCCCAGCUGAGUCCAGAGUCGAUUCUUUGAGGCGCAGCCAGCGUCAAGCUCCUGUCCUGCCGUCUCAGGUUCCCAGAGCGGACUCAGACCAGGGUGGAAAGAGAGGCCGUGUGGAAACAGCAGAGAGACCAGGUGUGUCAAAGAGAGAGUGGUUGAAACGGCAGAAAGACCAGUUGAACAGCCACAAGCGUGGAGGCAGCCUGCGUAAAAGAUCUAGAGUGAGCUACGCAGAGGAAGAGGAGCCCAAAGAUGAAGAUCGCCUCUACUGUGAGGACUGUGAGUCUUUCUAUCUUGAUGAGUGUGGGGUCCAUGGUCCCCCUAACUUCAUCCCUGACAUCCCAGCUCCUGUAGGGGUCCCAGACCGGGCCAGACUCACCCUGCCACCCGGACUGGUGGUCAGAGAGUCCAACAUCCCAAACGCAGGUCUGGGGGUGUUCAACCAGGGCCAGACGGUGCCCAGAGGGGCACACUUUGGCCCCUAUGAGGGAGAGGUGACGGACAGGGACGAGGCCAUAGAGAGCGGAUACUCCUGGAUGAUAUACAAGAGCCGACAUGCAGAUGAGUACACCGACGCAAAGAGAGAAACUCACUCCAACUGGAUGAGGUAUGUGAACUGCGCUUGUGACGGUGAGGAGCAGAACCUGGUAGUGUUUCAGUACAGAGGGGGGAUUGUGUAUCGCUGCUGUAAGCCCAUUGCCCCUGGAGAGGAGCUGCUUGUCUGGUAUGCAGAGGACUACGCCAGAGACCUGGGCAUCAGCUUCCACUGCCUGUGGGACAUCAAGAGUAGCGCCAAAGGGGUAACAGCGUCUCAGGUGUUCUCAUGCACACUGUGUCCAAUUUCCUACACGGCUCAAAUCUACCUCCACAAUCACAUCAAGAGGAUCCACACGGUUGAGUACAUCAGACUGCUGAGGUCUGGAGCGAUCAGACCAGAGACUCUGACACCUUUCAGAAGCAGUGGUGGCAGCAACCGACACACACAAAAAAAAGUAACUGUGAAGUCCAGGUCAACAUCCAGCAAAGUCACACACCCCUCUUCAAAACCAGGAGGAGCGGAUGGAGAGAUCAGACCAGAGACUCUGGCACCUGCAUCCUCAUUGUCCUCUGAACUUUGUCCAGUGGUUGUGCUAAAACAACUCUGUACACACACAAAAUCACACACUCACACAGACACUCACACACUCUCACACAAACGCACACAACACACACGCACAGUCACACACCCCUCUUCAAAACAGGAAGGAGCAGAUGGAGAGAUCAGACCAGAAACUAUGGCACCUGCAUCCUCAUGGUCCUCCAAAUUGUGUCCAGUGGUUGUGCUAAAACGACUCUGUACACACACGCACUCACACACUCACACACAUCACACACGUACACUUACACACCCCUCUUCAAAACAGGAAGAAGUUGAUGACAACAGAAGUCACCACUACAUUCACACAGAAGAGAAGCCAUACCAGUGCACUCAGUGUGGCAAGAGUUUCAAGCGAAAGGAUCGUCUCAAACAACACCAGCGGAUUCAUACAGGACAGGGGCCAUACACCUGCACUCAGUGUGACAAGAGUUUCUCUUCAGGGGGUGCUCUCAAACUACACCGGAGGAUUCACACAGGAGAGAUGCCAUACACCUGCACUCAGUGUGGUAAGAGUUUCAUGCGAAAUGAUCGACUCAAACAACACCAGUGUAUUCAUACAGGAAAGAGGCCAUACACAUGCACUCAGUGUGGCAAGGGUUUUACUUCAGGGAGUUAUUUCAAACUACACCAGCGCUUACACACAGGAGAGAGGCCGUAUCACUGCACUGAGUGUGGCAAGACUUUCAGUGAAAGUGGUAGUCUCAAAACACAUAGCCGCAUUCACACUGGGGAGAAGCCGUAUCGGUGCACUGAAUGUGGCCAGAGUUUCACUAUAAGUAGUAGUCUCACAGUACACCAGAGGAUUCACACAGGAGAGAGGCCAUACAUCUGUACUCAGUGUGGCAAGACUUUCAUCCGAGAGGAACAUUUCAAACUACACCAGCGGGUUCAUACAGGAGAGAGGCCAUACACCUGCACUCAGUGUGGCAAAGGUUUCUCCCAAGUAACCCAUCUCAGACUACACCGGCGCAUUCACACAGGAGAGAAGCCGUACACCUGCACUCAGUGUGGCAAGAGUUUUAUUACAGGGAGUAGACUCAAAAUACACCAGCGUCUUCAUACAGGAGAAAAGCCGUACCACUGCACUCAAUGUGGCAAGAGUUUCAGUCGACAAAAUAAACUCCAACUACACAAGCGUAUUCAUACAGGGGAGAGGCCAUACCACUGCACUCAGUGUGGCAAGACUUUCACUGCAGGGGAAGAUCUCAAAAAACAUUGGCGCGUUCACACUGGGGAGAAGCCGUUUCACUGCACUGAGUGUGGCAAGAGUUUCAGUGAAAGGGGUGCUCUCAAACUACACCGGAGGCUUCACACAGGAGAGAAGCCAUACACCUGUACUCAGUGUGGCAAGACUUUCGUCCAAAAAGGAAAUCUCAGACUACACCAGCGCAUCCACACAGGAGAGAAGCCAUACACCUAGACUCAGUGUGGUAAAAGUUUCAUCCGGAAGGAACAUCUCAAACUACACCAGCGGAUUCAUACAGGGGAACGGCUUCAACCUAGAGGGAAACCUCAAAUGACACCCUCGCAUUCACACAGGAGAGAGGAUGUAGCGCUGCAUUAAAUGAGGCAAGAGGUUCCUUUGAGACACUCAAACUUCACCAGCUCAUUCACACUGGAGUGAGCCCAAUCCACUGUGCUCAUUGUACCAACGCUAAUCAAACUUCACCAGCUCAUUCACACCGGAGAGAGGCCAUUCCACUGUGCUCAUUGUACCAGCUUGCAUCGGAACAUUCUAUAUAUAUAUAUUUAUAUUUAUAUUUUUACCUUUAUUUAACCAGGAGAAAACCCAUUGAGAUUAAGAAUCUCUUUUUCAAGGGAGACCUGGCCAACACAGGCAGCAGCAGCAUACAGUACAUGCAAACAUAGUUACAGACAGAAACACAAAAGAAGACAACAUUUAGCAGUUAGUGUCGUAGCCAGGUACAUUAAAAACAUUUACAUCUUAAAGAGUCUGUCUCAAUUUUUUUCAUUUUGAGUUUAAAAGCAUUAAGCGAGAUGAAAUAAUUUAGUUUCAAAACCCUUUGCAAGAUAUUCUAUGCCGAGGGAGCAGAAUACACAAAAGCCCUCCUUCCUAUUUCCGUACAGGCAUUUGGGACAGUUAGCAUAAAACAGUCCUGCGAACGCAAAGAGUAGUUGCCGGCACUUUUCUGCUUGAUUAGGACACAUAGGUAGUAUGGGAGCAGACCAAGUAUUGCCUUAUAUAUAAAGG
Clupea harengus (Atlantic herring) is the source of this 3717-nucleotide messenger RNA. RefSeq names its product zinc finger protein 502-like. Gene Ontology annotation, molecular function: protein binding; histone methyltransferase activity. The coding region runs from base 73 to 2925 and encodes 950 amino acids. The transcript is spliced from 9 exons. Gene Ontology annotation, biological process: regulation of gene expression. The record is from RefSeq and is a predicted model, not a curated record. Lineage: Eukaryota; Metazoa; Chordata; Actinopteri; Clupeiformes; Clupeidae. Gene Ontology annotation, cellular component: nucleus.